CUAACAGAGGCAAUGCCAUGUUUGUGUACCAGCUGCUGGCCAGGAUUCUGUGAGCCCGUGAGCCCCGCUCUGUAGUCUGAUGUUUUCUUGCUUCUGUUUCAGCCUCCAGGAUAACUCCUUCAGCAGCACAGCUGUAACCGAGAGCGAAUGUGACACCCCUUCCGUACAUGAGGACCAAACUGUCUGUUCCAAACUCAGCAGAGAUGACAAUAACAAAGAAAACUACCCUCACAGAGCUACCGAACUGGAGGAAAAUGCUGCAUGUUCCCGGGACCUUCAGCAUCACAUGGACAAGAAGCUGUUUGAUGGGUCCAGCAGACAUGGGAUUGGAAUCUUGCAGUCAAAGCAGCCAAGAUCAGGUGGCAGAUCAGACAAUGGGAAGAUACAUGAAGGAAACCAAGAAAUCGAGACUGUAAGUCAAUGCCUCCCCGAAAUUUGGACUACUAAAGGGAUGACGUCUCAGGACCAUACCCCUCACGUCUCCUUCAGAGGAGCCACAGAUUUUCAGACAAGAAACAGUCCCAUAAUGCGGAUUCAGGACUUUGCAGAGCAGCUGCAGCACGCCGGUGAGGAGGAGGUUGUAGUACAGUCUCAUGGCUGCAGAGGAGCGACCAGUUCUCUAAUCCAGACUGUGCCAGGCGAGGCUGCCAACCAUGCAGAGCCAGUAUCUGUUCAUAGAGAGUCGCAGAGUGAUUCCGACCAUGUGGCGGAAGAGAACCGAAGCUUUGGGACCAGCCGUCUUCUGUUCCACAUCACUGAUGGAGACAAUCCAUUGUUGUCCCCUCGCUGUUCUAUCUUCAGUCAAAGUCAAAGGUUUAACUUGGAUCCUGAGUCUGCGCCGUCCCCACCAAGUGCUCAGCAGUUCAUGAUGCCAAGAAGUUCAUCAAGAGGAAAUUGUGAAGAUCCAAAAGAACCUAUGACUGUUAUACAACUCACCAAGCAAAUCCAGAACCUGAAGAAGAAGAUCAGAAAAUAUGAAGAUAAAUUUGAGCAGGAGAAAAACUAUCGUCCUUCUCAUAGUGAUAAAAUCUCGAACCCUGAAGUCAUGAAAUGGAUGAAUGACCUGUCCAAGGCUCGUAAACAGCUCAAAGAGUUAAAGCUAAAAUUGUCUGAAGACCAAAAUGUGCCAAGAGCCACACAAAGUAAACCCUAUGAAGAAAGGCCGGUGGCAUCAAUUGUGGUGGAGCAGCAUGACAUCACCAAUUCACCAAUGUCAUCUGUAGAGGAAACUGUUGAAACUGUAUGGAAGAGGCUAAAGGAGAAGAGACAGCUGCUCAACCUUCCUGAGAAUGUCAAGGAUAUGACAAAAAAGCAAAUGAAUCUUGAAAAAAUGAGUCUCCAGAAAUGUCUACUGUAUUUUGAGAAUAUUCAUGGACGCCCAGUUACAAAGCAGGAGAGAAGCUUAAUGAAACCGCUCUAUGACAGAUAUCGGAUUAUAAAGCAGUUAUUAUCCACCGCAUCCUUGAUUCCUACAAUUCAUGAAGAAGAGGACUCUGAUGAUGACAGUGCCCAGAAUUCAUCCUGUGAAUUUGUAUUGCCUGAACAGUCUGAAUUAGCUGCAGAUGAGCAUCUAACUUUCUGCAAUGAAGAUCUAGAACCUGCAUAUGUCUCUCCUCUGGAUGAGAAGCUAACUUUGCGUCAACCAGCGCUGUCUAUGUCUAACCUUCAUGAAGCAUCUAUGCCUGAACUUCUUGAUCACCUUCGUGAAACCAGAGCAGACAAGAAAAGAUUGAGAAAAGCUUUAAGAGAAUUUGAAGAGCACUUUUUACGACAGACUGGAAGAAGUGCACAGAAAGAAGAUCGGAUACCAAUGGCUGAAGAGUACUGUGAAUACAAACAGCUAAAAGCUAAGCUUCGCUUAUUGGAGGUCUUGAUCAGCAAGCAAGAUGUAUCUAAAACUAUAUAGAGCUGGUGGUAUUGAAGAAGGAUAAAAUUGCUGUAUUUCUGCACACUCAUGUAUCACACUGAAAUUCUGAUGCACUUUAAUAGUUACACACUACCUGAUAGGGAGAACAGUAGCGGGGACAAGGGAUGACGCAAAGCCGAGGCAAGAUAGGUUUUGUAGGACAUAGGCUGUUGAGUUGGUAAUCAACAGUGGGAAAACCAAAGGUGGACAUACUUGGCUUUGUCCCUGUCUCGAAUAAAGUUCUGCUGAAGGGCAUUAUGGAGGUAAGAGGUUGGAGGUCAAUAAUGGGGCUGAGCUAAUAAGGCUUUUACCAUUUUGUGUGUUGUUUUUCUUUGCCAAACGUAUGAUAUUUAAAGGUUGACAUGUUGAACUAGCUCCUCAAUGCCGUUUCUAAAAUCCGCUUCAUUGUCUGAAGUGCCUUUGAUAUGUUGUAGGCAUCCCCCACAGAGCAGAGAUCACAGUCACAAUGUGUACAGUAACUUAAAUAGAAUAUUUCAGAGAAUAACCUAUUUAUGCCAUGUACAGGCUGUAUAUACUUAGGCUACAUGCACACAGACAUUUUUAACGGAUGUUCAUUUCACUGAUGCCUUUCUGAGAAACGGACGUUAAAAAUGGGCCCAUUCAAUUGUAUGGGGGCAGUCUGUCGGUGAAAAACGGACAAGAUAGGACAUGUUCUAUUUUUUGACGUC
Bufo bufo (common toad) is the source of this 2595-nucleotide messenger RNA. It is a transcript of the gene FAM13C, whose product is annotated as family with sequence similarity 13 member C. The record is from RefSeq and is a predicted model, not a curated record. The transcript has 15 exons. The coding region runs from base 80 to 1906 and encodes 608 amino acids. NCBI's taxonomy places the organism in Eukaryota, Metazoa, Chordata, Amphibia, Anura, Bufonidae.